Glycine soja is the source of this 4186-nucleotide messenger RNA. RefSeq names its product methyl-CpG-binding domain-containing protein 13-like. The record is from RefSeq and is a predicted model, not a curated record. The transcript is spliced from 8 exons. The coding region runs from base 517 to 3885 and encodes 1122 amino acids. Gene Ontology annotation, molecular function: DNA binding. NCBI's taxonomy places the organism in Eukaryota, Viridiplantae, Streptophyta, Magnoliopsida, Fabales, Fabaceae.
AGAGAGGCGAGAUGCGUGAGGGAGCGAGUAACUGACCUAACGCGCGCACACACACACACUGUAUCUCUUUCUGGUCUUGAGCUUAAUAUUUUUUUAUUUAAUUCUUGGGGAGAAACAAAAAGUGUGUUGUUGCAUUUCAUAGAACACGUGGGUUGGGAGGCCGAUUCGUUCAGAUUAAAUAUUCGCAUACUCAUCCUAACAAAACUAAAACUCUCUCUCUCUCUCUCUCUUACAAACCCGCAAUUUCACUUCCCCUCUUCCAAGAGCCACCGGAUCCUGCAAUUCCUCUCUCUAUUAGGGUGGUGCAGCAGUGAUGGGCAAAUUCCAGCUUCGUCUAUAUUGGAGGGCAAGUUGUGGUUCCUAAUGUGUCUUGCAUGUUAUUUCUCCCUGUUAGUGUAAUGAAACGAGUCAGAAUGCAGGUUUUUAGGCAGAGGGAGUAGAUUAUUGGAAUAAGGGAGACACAUGGUGCUUUGAUAGCUUUUGCGAAUUUGUUUUAUCUUUGACUGCGUUCUGAAAAUGGAAAAUCCUGACGUUGAAAAGUCUGAAGAAACCAAUAGACAAAUUGACAGUAACACAAAAUCUAAUUCUAAACAGCAGAGCGUAGAGAAAGCUAAUGAACACCCUGAUUGGUUACCUGAUGGCUGGAACGUGGAAGUCAGAACCCGUAAAAGUGGUGUACACAUGGGAUCUGGAUAUAAGUGUUACAUUGAGCCAUUGAAAGGAUACAAAUUCUUCUCCAAACCGGAGGUAUUACGAUAUCUCGAAACUGUAAAGGACAACAGUUGCACUUCCAAGAAGGGGAAGAAAUGCAGUAACAUGCAUUCUCCAAAACACAACAGUUGCACCUCCAAGAAGGAGAAGAAAUGCAGUAACAUGCAUUCUCCAAACGACAACAAUUGCACUUCCAAGAAGGAGAAGAAAUGCACUAACAUGGAUUCUCCAGACGACAACAGUUGCACUCUCAAGAAGGAGAAGAAUUGCAGUAACAUGGAUUCUCCAAACGACAAAAGUUGCACUUCCAAGAAGGAGAAGAAUUGCAGUAACUUGGAUUCUCCAAACGAUAACAGUUGCACUCUCAAGGAGAAGAAUUGCGGUAACAUGGAUUCUCCAAACAACAACAGUUUCACUCCCGAGAAGGAGAAGAAUUGCUGUAACAUGGAUUCUCCAAUCGACAACAGUUGCUCUUCCAAGAAGAAGAAUUGCAGUAACAUGGAUUCUCCAACCGAUGUUGUGGUUGAGAAGUCUACUGUGGAGGAUUUACCACCUGGAUGGGUGAAAGAAUUAAAGAUUAGGAAGAACAGCAAGGGCAUUCGGAAAGAUCCGUUUUAUAUAGAUCCAGCGAGUGGAUAUGUAUUCCGUUCCAAGAAGGAUGUACUUCGGUAUCUUGAAUCUGGUGAUAUACGUUCAUGUGCAUUUAAGCCAAGUAGAAGACAAGUCCAAGAUGAAGACAAUUUAACUCCACCACCUGCUGCCAAGAGACAGAAACUGAAGCAGUCUGCACCCGAACAACAGCUUUCUUCAGCCACAGAAAUUCUUGAUAAAAGCAACUUAGAAUUGCUAGAUGCUAACAGCUCAAGGAAAGGGAAAAAUGCAAAUGUGUCAUCUGGAAUGAUGGUUGCUUCUGUUCCCAUGGGUGAAUCUGUUGAAAAGAUGCAUUCACUGGAGGAUGGAGCUGCAAACUCUUCUGAAUUGAAGAAAACAUCUGACCCAAGUAGCUCAGCACUUUUGAAUGAAUCCUUGAAAGAAUCAGAACAAGUACUUUCUGCAGAUGAUGUGCAAGAGAAGGAGCAUGUUGUGAAUAUGAUGGAGAAUGCUAUUGAAAAGAAUCACAGUAACUAUAGCAUAUCCAAAAACAGGAAGGAGUUCAAUGUACCUCACCGGUCAUCACCAAGACUUGCUGGAAGUAAACCUGUCCAGUUGGCCAACAAUGUGAUGAAUGAACAGACUCUCCAGGUUCCUAAAAGAAACUUGAGGAAAAGUAGAAACACUCUAGAUAUUGAUAUUUCUGAAGACCAAACAGUUUCUAAGGAACAACCGCAUCAGCAAGAAGCAGAUAAAAUAGAAGACAAAAAGCCAGAAAUUCAAAUUAGCUCAAACAAAUCAAGUAAAAAGAAAGAGUACCACCUUCCUCGUCGGGCUUCAAAACGAUUAGCUGCAAUUGAACAUGAGUCAAUGAACUCCAAAGCAAAAUUGCAGCAAAGUGAGUGUGGGCCAGUUACAGUGCUUGCAGAUCAAGCACCAACAAAUGGAAAGUCAGCAAAUAAAAGGAAAAAAUCAGAACCUCAGCUGGGGAAACGUGAAAAUGAAGAAAUGGAGGAUGAGAAAUCAGAAUCUCAGCUGUCCUUUGCAUUUCACUACUCCUGGUCUGACCCAAGUUUGGAAUAUGCAAUCAAUACCCUCACUGGUGUGUUACCACCAGCUGAAACUGAUAUACCAAAAACUUUGGUUGACAAUGUUACGGGAAAAGGCGCCACUACCAUCCCUGAAACUGAUAUUCCAAAAUCUUUGGUUGACAAUGCUACAGGAAAAGGCACCACUACAGUCCCUGAAACUGAUAUUCAAAAAACUUUGGUUGACAAUGUUACAGGAAGAAGCGGAGGCAGUGAAAACAAUUUGCUUGACACUGUUGCAGGAAGCAGGGACAGAAAAUCCCAGGCACGUUCAAAUAAACCCAAGAAAAAGAAAGAGGUCAAAGUACCUAUGCGAUUAUCAAAGCGACUUGCUGGCCUUGAACCUGAGGUACUGCCUGCUGAAAGAGCUCUUGAAUAUUCGACUAGAAAAUCAUGCAAAGAAGAACCAACUGCAACUGCUACUUUAACUAAUGGAGUGUCUGACCAUCACGAUGCUGGGGAAGAAACCAAGCUUACUCCUCAAGCUUCUGACAGUUUGAAAACAGAAGUACUAGGAGAAUCAUUAAACCAGAGUGAGAAGUCAUAUGAUGCCCAAACUGGUCACAAGGAACAAUUGCAGAAAGUUGAAGCUGAAAAUAUUGGGGAUGCAAGAUCAGAGCCACAGCUCCCCUUACCGUUUGGGAACUCUUGGUCAGAUCCAUGCCUAGAAUUUGCAAUCAAGACUCUCACUGGUGCUUUGCCAGUUGAUGCUGGUGACAUUAUGCCCGCUUUGCCUCCUGGCUUUGAUAAUCCGCCAUAUAAGCAAUUGCAUGGGAAUGUGGUGACAAGCAUUAAUCAAGAAGCUCACGAUAACUCAAACCAAUCACAGAACAAGAAAGAGCUUAAUAUGGUUAGCCAGCUUGUGUUGAGGUCCAGUUCCACCUCUUAUGAAAAUGCUCCCAAAUUUACAACUAGACAGUCUUAUCUUGAUCAAGGCAACAUAAUAGGGAAUUUGAAUGAAGAACCCCGUCACACUGGAAACAUAACACCUCCUGUGCAUCAUUCUAGGAAUAUAAACUCACUAACACAUGAAGAGCCAUUAAAGCAAAAUGGACAGGUUGUCGAGGGUGGAUUUGUUACAACGGAGCAACAACUAUUUGAAACUGGAACGGUAAACCAUGAUAAUUCUGAAUUACAGUACUGUGCUCCGUUUAUGAAUUCUUGGUCAGACCCAUGCCUAGAAUUUGCAUUUAAGACUCUUACAGGCGUGAUACCAGUAGAGGAAAAUUUAACACUUCAAGGAUGUUUCCAGGAACCUGUUAACUAUCAUGAACGAAGGGAUGGUGGCUCAAUGUUGCCAGAUUUAGGAUCUUCCUGCUUUUCUCAAAGUGAUUUUUCGUUUCUCCAUGAUACAGGGGUUAAGUCCAUGCCGGGGCAGCAGCCAUCAAUAAGUUCUUCAUUCCUACCGUUGGAAAAAACGAGCCUGCAAGGUUUCGCUGGCGUUGAUCCUCAAACACAGUUUUCUCAGUGCAACAAUAAUUUUCAAAGAAGGUAAGCUAGUUAUAUAUUUGUAGCUACCUCCAGGAUAACUGCUAUUAGUAUCUAGUUAUACUUUUGUAGACUGCAAAAUGUUUGUCAUUAAGUAUCCUUUUAUUUUCCUGGUGACAAUUGUAAAUACAUUGUGAACAUAAGGUCUCGCUUAGUGUUUUGCUUUGUUCGUUGAGAAGAUCUAGGUAAGCAAAGUAAGGAGGUACAGGAGUCCAACUGUUGUGACAAUGGUAUCUAACUACUGUAGUUUGUAUCUCUAGUUAUUAUUUGUUUCAAGUGGUAUUAUUUCUUAUUUUCUUUCUCCUUCA